AACGUUGAUCGAAUCCAUCAUCCCGACUUUCUAACGCUACAAGUCUCGCCCACAAACGUCUGUUCGCGCGGAUCCCCACUUGACCAAACUUGGGUGACAGACUGGGUCUACUGCUUCUGGGUCCAUACAAAUCCAUACAAAUCCAUACAACCCAUACAAUCUAGUCUCCUUGCCUUUGCCUACAUUGGAUCCUACAUCCUACCUACAUACACAGUAUUACUUUUUCCUUUUCUGACUCCUCGAACAUUACUAGGUUGUCCACACUAUCAGCACUGUACAAGUAGUAGGACACACAUCUGCCACGCAUUCGCGCAUUUGGAAACCCACUUCGUUGGGUACCAGGACAGCUCCGCCCUUCCUGAUCCAGUGACUGGAUUCACUUAUCAGGCACAUAAGCCCUCGCCCUCCGGCAUGGCGAAGAGGUCAGCACCUUCUGUUGCAUACUUUGAGGAGGAAGACGACGAGGGUAACCUUAUUGGCGAACCUCAAUACGCUCGAUCCACCGCACACAGCAGUCCCUCUAAGGAGAAGCCCAACACCGGCAAAUCACGAAAAGAUUCAAAUCGUCGAGCAUCCAAAGAUUUUAAAGAAUUCAAGGAUUUCAAGGAUUUCAAAGACUAUAAAGAAUUUAAAGAACCUAAAUCCCCCAUCCUCUCCUCCCUAUCCGACUCCGACUCCUCAACCGAACUCACGAGACGAGUUCCAAAACUUAAGAUGAAGGGAGACAAGAAGCGACGAGAGGAUCCUCUCGUCAACCAGCAGCGUCCUGCUCCCCGUUCCCGCAAGACAGCACCACCGCCUGCAUCUCGACUAUCCGAAGAAUCUUAUUACGGAAUAAAUCCACAACAGUCCGUAUCAUCUAUACCCGCCAGGCCUCGCGCUCGAACUAGACCCGAGUCAUACUAUGGCCAGCGACCGCCUCUUUCGACAUCAGCAUAUGCUCACCAACCACCACCCCCCUCACAUCUUCCUCCUCCUUCAUUCCCCCCAGUAGCACCCUACUGGAUGGGCGGGCCUCCACCUCCUACUCCAAUGGGACAUGCACUGGUUCAUCAACCCAUUCCCUCUCCUUCAUCAUAUGGAGAGCCGUUGCCUCCUAACAGGGAUUUGGCUUCACGAUUCGGGCGUCCACAAUCAGCCAUGGGAUUCCAACCGCCUCCCAAGGCACUCGAUUACGAGCCGGUGAAAGAGAAGGCACUCACGCGGAGAGGUUCGACAGCGAGGAAGAUUAGCAAGGACUACGACGACAGGCACCGGAUGCCACCGCCUGCCCGACCGGCGUCUACACAGCCAAAUCCGAAUCGAUUGGUGAUCCGCCCCACGCAGUCUUCGCACGCAGCUCCGCCCUCCCAAGCAGCUUCGAGGAGGAAAUCUGUUGGGUUUACGGAAGGUGGGUUCACAGAAGGUGAAUUGCGGGGCGGCGACCCUUCUAUGUAUAAAGCAGUGACUCGACGCGAGGUGGAAUAUGGGACCGGUGCUCUCCCUCCCCGACCGAGGCCUCAGAGCUAUGACACCGAAUCGAUCUACGAUAUGGGCAAUUACGAACUUGAGCCAGCAACUCGUGGUCGACGAAGCUCGUUUUACAAUUUCGAGGAGAAGGUGCGCGAUGCGUCUCGGUAUCAGGAAGACGUAAGUGGAGGAAAUGCUCCACCUCUGACGGCUGAGGCUCUCCGGCGUGUGAAGAAUGGAGGCAGCAGCCGCUCGACCCGUAGCACUGCGAGUCGUGAUGAGAGCGAUUAUAAGCAAUCGGCCACCACACGGACCACAAGAUCCGGCAGUGGUGACGAUGAUAUUACCAUUAAGCUUCCGAUGGGUGCCGUCAUCGAAGUUGGCAACACUAAAAUCCACUGCAAGGAUGGUGGCAACAUGAAUAUCGGCCGUGGCAACGGAACUUCUCGUGCCGGAGGCAGCGAUCAUGCGGCUCCUUCUAACUACAGCGAUGAACGAAGCGAACGAAAAAGCCGAGCAGAUCGAUCGGAAAGGCGAACCAGGACCGGAUCAUACUCUCGCACACGCUCUACGGGACCGCCUCUAUACCCCCGAACCUCUCCUGAUUACUCGCAUUACGAUGACUACGAUGAUCGCUACGAUGUUCCACAGCAUGCACCAUACAUGGGCUACUACGAACGCGAACGCGAACUCGAACGUGAAGACGAUGACGACGAUAGUUACUUCGACUGUUGAGUCUUCAAUUUAGAAGAUAUCGACCAUUUUUUACCACUUCUGUUUUGAUUUACCGGACAAGCGAUUUAUCAUUUAUGUUUUGAAUAUUUUAGCAUGUCAUACUGCCUUGUGUCUUUUUAU
Messenger RNA from Annulohypoxylon maeteangense, 2304 nucleotides. RefSeq lists its product as uncharacterized. The coding region runs from base 412 to 2184 and encodes 590 amino acids. The record is from RefSeq and is a predicted model, not a curated record. Lineage: Eukaryota; Fungi; Ascomycota; Sordariomycetes; Xylariales; Hypoxylaceae. The transcript has a single exon.